AUGAACUCGGGCAAGCUAUACCUGAUAUCAGGUAGUCUAGGGGUUCUGUCCCAUCUCACUAUCUUCAUCAAGGGCGAAUGGGAUACGCAUGCGCCCGAUCUGGCCCGUUGUUUUGUGUUCUGGCCGGUGGUGUUGUUCUCGCUUCUGACAGUUCUCGGAUAUGGCCAUGCUGUACGGAAAUCGGCUCUCGCGCUGCUGAGCUAUGACGCCGGGAUCUGGCUAUCGAUGAUCAUAUAUCGCUGGUUUUAUCAUCAUCUGAGGCAUUUUCCAGGACCUGCCUUGGCGCGAGUCAGCGCACUCUGGUCCCUGAGACGGGUAGCAAGAGAUGCAAAAUGGCAUAUCAAUGUACAAGAACUUCAUAAGCAAUACGGAAACUUUGUUCGAAUUAAGCCCAGAGAGAUAUCGAUCAACGAUGCGUCCGCGAUCAAGGAAAUAUAUGGCGUGGGUACCAGCUGCACCAAGGGUGUUUUCUAUGACUUGAACUAUCCGCACCGCUCGCUGCAGAUGUGUCGCGACAAGGCGUUUCACUCUAGACGACGAAGAGUUUGGGACCACGGAUUCAAUUCUGGAGCUCUGACCGGUUACGAACCAUUCAUUCGCGAGCAUUGCGACGAUCUAAUUGAGCGAAUAUCAUCCCAGACGGGAGAGCCACUGUCGAUCAACGAUGUUAUCGAUGGGUUCGCCUGGGACGCCAUGGGGAUCUUGGCUUUCGGCAAAUCAUUUGGCAUGGUGAAGGGUAACAGCCAUCCGAUGUUGGACGCGCUGAGAGCCGCGAAAAAGUCCGGUGCCUUUAUCUUGACGGCGACUUGGAUGCUCAUUAUGGCGCGGAACCUACCUGUGAUCAACACUGCUGCAGCCAAAUGGCUAGCGUGGUGUGCUGAAAUGCUCGAAGAACGGCGAAAGAUGGGCCUAUCCAGGAAGGAUCUAUUCAGUUACCUUAUAGCGGAACCGCCCUGGGGAACCGACAAUUCUCUGAAAGUGACAGAUGGUGACCUUGUUAUCGAGUCCGAGCUUGCGAUCGGAGCCGGAAGCCAAACGACCGCUUCGACUAUAAACGCAUUCCUCUUCCUCUUAGCAAAGCAUCCGGAGACGUACCGCAAAUUGCAAGAAGAGAUAGACUCCGUUUUGCCACCGGACGCACCUUUGUCCCAUUCGGCGCUCACAGGCCAACCAUACUUAGACGGCUGUAUCAACGAGGUCAUGCGUCUGUAUCCAGCAGUGACGAGUGGUGUGCCUCGAGAAACCGGUCCUAGGGGUUUGACCAUCGAUGGCGUUUUCAUUCCCGCAUACACGACGGUGUCCGUGCCGACGUACACGGUGCAGCGAGACCCUCGAAACUACCAACACCCCGACGCAUUCAUCCCCGAGCGUUGGCUCGACAGGCCGGAGCUGGUCAUCAGGAAAGAGGCCUUCAUUCCAUUUUCCACCGGCCCAUAUUCUUGCGCGGGAAAGAGCUUUGCGAUGAUGGAGAUUCGGCUGGCGAUUGCGACCAUCGUGCGGAAUUUCGAGUUCCGAUUGCCCCCAGGGCUGGAGAAGGAAUCCCUGGAUACGCUCGAUGGAACCGGCGUACAGGAUUGUUUCAUAAUGGUGGUUCCAUCGUAUGAUCUGAUAUUCACGAAGCGAAAUCUGAGCUCGACCUCGGUAUAG
This is a messenger RNA of Aspergillus melleus, 1647 nucleotides long. Its product is annotated as cytochrome P450. Bases 1 to 1647 code for a protein of 548 amino acids. The transcript is spliced from 5 exons. NCBI's taxonomy places the organism in Eukaryota, Fungi, Ascomycota, Eurotiomycetes, Eurotiales, Aspergillaceae. Gene Ontology annotation, molecular function: iron ion binding; monooxygenase activity; oxidoreductase activity, acting on paired donors, with incorporation or reduction of molecular oxygen. The record is from RefSeq and is a predicted model, not a curated record.